UAAUCAUUACAUUUUACUAUAUAUAUUGAUUCAAAUAAGCUUAUCUGUAGCUCCUUACAUUGGGGAGUCAUAUGGUAUACACCAUACACUUGCCUAAAAUGUGCCAUGAAUUCUGCAAAGUGUAUGAAUUCUGUUCUCCUAUAAGAAACCACACUCACCUAAGUCAUUGAGAGCACAUAAGCAAGAAAAUGUAUCUAAAACUAGCAGUGUUGUUUGUAAUUCUCUCUUUUCAUGGUAAUGUUUCAAUGGCCUCAGAUCCUGAUCCAAUUCAGGAUUUCUGCAUACCAAGUCCAAAUUUUCAUUCCGUAAGACCUGCCAGGUUCACCACUCUCCAUUGCAAAAAUGUCACAGAAGCGACCACAGAUGAUUUUGUUUUUUCAGGCAUGAAAGAAGCCGGAAACUUCUCCGAAACCGGAAUUGCCAUAAUUCCUGUCAACCCUUCUCUUUUUCCUGGCCUUAACACACUAGGUAUGUCAUUUGCAAGAGCUGAUCUUAAGGCUGGUUCUGUUAACCCUCCACAUUUUCAUCCAAGAGCAACAGAAAUCGCAUAUGUUGUGCAUGGAAGGGUUUAUUCAGGCUUUGUGGAUUCGACUAAUCGAGUUUUCGCAAGAGUACUCAAGCAAGGAGAGGUCAUGGUGUAUCCAAGAGGGUUACUGCACUUCCAAAUGAAUGUUGGUAAGAAACCUGCAACCAUUUUUGGGAGUUUCAAUAGCCAAAAUCCAGGAAUGCAAAAAAUCCCAUCUGCCAUUUUUGGGUCUGGGAUUGAUGAAGAGCUCUUGGAGAAGACUUUUGGGUUGAGUCCUAAGCAGAUUGGAAUGAUGAGAAGAAGGUUUGACCCAAAAAGUACUGUGUAAGGGCACACAGAAGAAGCACUACAUUUUUUUUUUGCAGUUUGUCACUGUACUAUCAUUUCUUGGUUUCUGCACCAGUUGUGUGGUUGGUUGUUAUUCAAUAGACAAGGUUCUCCAAGAGUUUUUCUUUCAGUCAUGAGGAAACUCUAUCCGUUCUUCCU
Messenger RNA from Tripterygium wilfordii, 1012 nucleotides. Its product is annotated as germin-like protein subfamily 3 member 2. Lineage: Eukaryota; Viridiplantae; Streptophyta; Magnoliopsida; Celastrales; Celastraceae. The transcript has a single exon. Gene Ontology annotation, molecular function: manganese ion binding. Gene Ontology annotation, cellular component: cell wall. Bases 189 to 854 code for a protein of 221 amino acids. The record is from RefSeq and is a predicted model, not a curated record.